This is a messenger RNA of Pelobates cultripes (western spadefoot toad), 28494 nucleotides long. Lineage: Eukaryota; Metazoa; Chordata; Amphibia; Anura; Pelobatidae. The record is from the annotation of a GenBank genome assembly.
CUAGUUUGUCUGAUCUCAGUCUGGAUGUGUUACGGUAUAUAUCAUGGCAUAUCAUUAGUACUGAGUGUAAUUCUUUUUUACUUUUCCCCUCUUCCUCCAUCAAACUUUUGUGUUCUUUAGUGUCCCGAUGGGAAACGUCUGGAAGGAUUGUCCAAACAGUUAGACUGGGAUGCUCGCAAAAUACAGAGAUGGUUCAGGCACAGGCGGAAUCAGGAUAAACCAAGUACACUAACAAAGUUUUGUGAGAGCAUGUAAGUAUAAUAGAUAUAUUUUUCAAUUUAUUAAGCUGCAUUAUAAUCCUGAUACGGAAUGAGAAUGGCUGCAUAUUUACAAUUAAACUGAGCUUGUUGUCUUAGAAAUGGCUUAAAACAACACAUUUUAUCUUGAAUCUAAAGGUGAGGUGGUCUCUAUGCCCCAUUCUGCCCAUAGGAGAUCAUCAUUAGUGAGGUUCUCCAGGCCAAUCCAAUCAUUCUCAUAGAAUCAGCACCCUCUGGAGAUGUAUUUUGUCUAGAGCUAUUAAACUUCUACUGUGAGUCCUGUUCAAAGUGAGGCAGAGCACCCUCCUGCCUGAUUGCAACUUAGAAUUCACCACUUUUAUGAAAUAAGACAAAGUGCUUUAAGGGCUUGGAGUGUUUCUUUAAAGUAUGUUUGGUUAAAGGUCUGAUGAACUGAACCUCGUCACGGUGCUUGGAGGGGCCUGCUGGCCAACCUCUUGCCAAAAGACUAUGGGCCCUCUAAAAAAAACUAUGUGAACAGACUUGGUUCGUGGGAUUUUAUAUUUGGUUCGGGAACCAAACAGCCGCACGAAUCGGAGCCACCCUGGAGCUUGUUAGGCUUGAUUGCAACUUUGCAGCAAUUUUCACCGCAGUGUUCCAAGUGUUCGUCUGGGUGGCCGCAAUUCCUAUGGACGACCACGAGGUGGCGGCCAUCUUGUUCGCAUGAAAGCAGGCAGCGGUGUUUAGGCAUGAAUCUCAUGGAACUGAAAACGGACACAGAAACUCCCAAAACACCACUGGACUUCAAGCAUCACUUGCGUGCCGUUCUACAAUACUUAGAAAGGCGCUGUGUGGUGGAAACGUUCCCAUGAACAAGGGGAACAAGCUCCAGGGUAAGAACAUUGACUCUGUUAGGUAAUUUGUUCGUUUUUUUUAAUUACCAAACUAGACCGACUGCAAGCCCUGCUUCUCUGGAACUGUUUUGGGCAUGGGACUAUGCAUGCCGUCAGUCAAAUUAUGACUUCCAGGAAAUUCCUGAACUGAUCUGGGUUUUUUUUUGGAUAUGUUGGUCACCCAGAUCAGGGCUAUCAGUGAAUGUAACUCUUGUAGGGAUUUUGUGUGUGUUUAAGGUAUUUUGGGGUGUUAUAAAAAUUUGUUUUCUGUGCCUGGAGAUAAUCUCGUUUAAUAUAGUGCUUGACUCAAUUAUUUCCCAGGCACAUGGGAAGGAUUGACCUAUUUUGUAUGGGAGUGUCCUGCACCUGAGAGCCAAUGUAAUUGUGUAGAUGGUUUUUACUGUAGUCUACUCUCUCCUUGCAUGGGGACUUGCAUAUAAGGCCAGUUGUGGCUGCCAAUAAACAGAUUCAUUUUACCCUUCAUAAAGUCUAGGCUAAUUUUUGGGGAGUUGGAGAGCUAUAUUCACUCUGAGGAUUGCUAUAAUCUCUAUACUCCCUUGGAUCACAAAGAUUCCUCUUGUAAGAGCAGCCUGUUUCGCAUUUUGGUCCAAUGCCCAAAACAGUUCCAGAGAAGGGCUGUGCAGUCUGUCUACUCCGGGGAUUCGAAGUGUAAUAAAAAUACCGAACAUAGAGAGUUCGUAUGGCACUUAGUCUAUGUCUUUCCUUCAGCGUUUAUUCUUACCGAACGCUGUUCAACUCCCGUUCGAAUAGCCGAACAUCUGUGGAAGGUAAAUGGUUCAGUGUUCGUGCCAUUGAGUGUCCGAUUUGAGUUCCAUGAACUCAACGACCAAACACCACUCAUUGUACUUGCGGCUCAAGAUGGCCGCCGUCACGAGUUCGAAUGCCGCUUCGAACCACUUUGACCGUUCGGGAGUUUGAAGUGUUCCUGGUAUAAGUCCAAAAGGACACAAAACGUAUUUUCAACCAGGGUUUAACACCGGGUCCAUAGUAACAGGGCAGGAGGCUGGCAAACCGGCCCCUCCAAAAACCAGUGGCGAGGUUACUUUCGCCACUCAACCCUCUUCUGUGCGUACAGUUCACCUUACCGCUUUUAACUAAAAGAAAGAAAAUCUCUAUAUCUAAUGGAGUAUUUUUAUGAAACAUUAGAGUGAACCUGUUAUGGCAAAUAUUAUAUUUCUUUGAACUUGAUUUGGUUGCAAGUGAGACAUUCGCUUUGUUCUUCAGUGGCUUUUAGUAGUUAAGUAUUUACUUACCUUUCAUCCCUCUCUGCCACAAUCUCACCGUGGCCAACUCUCUGUUCCUGGUUGAGAUCCUCAUUACUUAUCUCAGGAAAUCCAGUGUUUCUCCUAAGAGAAGCAACAGAGAACCUACUGUGCAUGGAUGGCAGAGGAGGAAGUAUAUCAAUAAUGGGUAUUCAUAGCUACUUGACUAGUGAUGGAUUAGCCAUGUUGGAGCCAAGAUAUCACAUGAUUGCCAGUAGCAGCUUCAGGUUAGCAAAUUCCACCUGAUGCACACUAUAUUCCAAUUUUUAAACCCUCUGAGCUACUUGCAGAGAAGUGUGUUUUUUGUUUUUUUUUCUUUUCUUUUGUUUUUUAAUGGAAUUGGAAGCAGUCAAUCAGAGCUGCUUGUUUUUCUACCUUCUCUCCUAAGUUUUCAGCAUUCUACUAAACAGAAAUGUGGUGCUUAAAGGACCACUCCGCACUUAUACUCUAAAUGUAAUUCAUUGUUUAGUUGAUAUACCCCUGUUGAAUACAUGCACUCCUUGGAGGUAUAUUUUAAAGGAGGUUGCAAAAUCUGCAUUUCUUAUGGACUGCAGCCUCUGCCACCACUCCCCUUGUUCCUCGGAAGAGUCUAUCUGAGGUUUCCCAUCAAGGAGUGCUGAAGAGAAUGUAUGUUUUUGCUUUUUUAAUGUUUUCAUUUAUUUUAUAGGUGCAGACAGGGAGGCCCUAAAACAGACUUAAGGACAUUAAGAAUGUAGUGUUAGGAAGAGAUUAUUCCUAACGCUCCCUUUAAUCUGCACUUAGGAGAGGGUUAGGAAGUCCAGCUUAGCUGCUAAUUUUGCAUUUAUAUAUGUACCUAUGCUGUUGGUAGUUACAAAAGUAUGUUAUGGUGCAGACAACAUGUUUGCUAGAGCCAUUGUAAGCUUUAAUGUAGCAAUAAAAACUGUACACAUAUUUCUCUAGAGCACAAUGAGACUUCCCCUUUAACAGUUUGAGAACGUGUUUAAAAAAAAAAAUAACAAAACCCUAACAUUUCAGGAAAAAUGCCAGUAUUUUGUAAUGAUCAACCAUGCAACACCUUUUUUUUGUUUGUUUGUUUUUUGUUUUUUUUUUUGUUUGGUAUCCGCAGUGUCAUGAUAAAAACUGUCCUGCCUUAGCAGUAGCUUUGAAGAUGUUAAAGGGCUGUUAAAUCGCAUUUCCCUUUUACAUUUGUAACCCACAAAACUUUUUGUCAAUAUGUGACUCCCCCACCCCCUUGACAGUAAUUUUUCUGCAAGUGACUAUAUACAUCGUAGGGUGUGGGUAUGUGUGUGGAAUUCCGUAUUCGGAGAGAAAUAAAACCAAGAAAUCAAUAGAAAGUAUGAAAAAGCAUUACUCUGCAUUAUUUUGUAGUGAAUACAAAUAAGUUAAUACCUCUUUAUAUUGCAUCUCCUGGCUUACCCUUGCUCUUUGAUGACAUUAGCACCACUUGCACAAUAGGGCUAUAGAUAGCUGUUCCCCAUACAUCGAUCAAGGCCAGGAUUUGCGUAGAAAUGCGGUUAUAUUAUGUGUGAUUUCUUUAAUUAACAUAAAGACCAUUUUCCUUUAAAUGCAGUUAACGGAAAGUAUCCACGCCAUUUAAAUGAGAAUCAUAGUCUACUUUUUUGGCAUUCGCGUUAAAGCUUUAAUUUACAGAAUCAUGUUGGGAAAAGGAUUGAUUCGUUUUGGAAUUAAAGGAUGAUUUUAAGAUUUAUGGUUUUAUUAAAAAUGCCUUUGCCACCAAAAGCCCUAAACCUCUGACAUGGCCCUAUUUUGAAGGCUAUCGAAACCUUCUAAAUGUGGAACUCCACACAACGUGGCGGCAUAUAUCACUACUGUAUUUCUUUAGGUAAACUUAUUUUAAGUAAGAAUAUGAAUAUAUAUAUAUAAUAUAAUAUAUAAAUCCUUACAUUAUGGAAUUUCCCUUUUAACCCAAUUGAAGCCUAAAUAACAUCUGCAUCAUUACCCUGAAACAGCUCCUCUCUUUCUUGCCCUAUGAUGCUAGACUUAUCUUUCCCCCAUUGCAUUGCUAACUUCUUUCUCUUUUCCUAUCUCUAGGUGGAGGUUUACUUUUUACCUGUAUAUCUUUUCCUAUGGAGUACGGUUUCUUUGGUCGGUAAGUUGGAACGAGUCUCCUAGCAGAUACCUAUUUUUCCAACACUCCACGUUAAGCUUAGAUGAAAGAAGCUUGCAUUAGCCUGUUAAUGUGUUUUCAUAGGGUCUGUGAUGGUUCGUUUUGCAAAACGAAUGCCAAAUGGCAGGUUACGCAACUUCCUAUCCUAAUUUUAAGCGCUGCAUCAUCGUUGGCCAUUUUGAAUAGCCGCCUUUUGUACUUUAUCCUGUAUCAGUGACAGUGAUGAUGACCAGGAUUUGUAUAGGUUAUGUUUGUAUACAUUUUGACCAGGCUGCAGACCUGAAUAGCCAGAGCCUCCUGUAUUAUUCUGGUGCAGGCACAGUUUGAAAUAAUUGUCCUUAUUGAUCACUAGACACUGUAUUUUAAGCGUAUCAUUUGAGCCUUAGACAUAUUGUAAUCCCCUGUAUGACCAGUUAGAGCAUUAGUACCAUCACUUUUUUUGAACUCGGAAACUCUGGUUCGAAUCCUGGUCAAACCACCUUUAGAAUACGUGUCAGUGGGCAAAACCUCUAAUAUCCUCCCUAAUUUACAUCCUCAUAGAGUGUCAGCUUGUUUGAGCAGAGCCGCCUUUUCGUUUUAAAUAUUCCCCUUCUAUAAUUGUAAAGCGCUGUGAAAUAGGUUUGCAAUAUAUAAAUAAUAGCACCUUUCUUCACAGCUAUAAAAUUUAGUCGUGAGACUGAAGGGCAGUGUUUUGGCUAUACUUUCCUGAGAUGCCAUGUUUGUUAAUUCACAGAAACUCGUUGCUUGUUAAGAUAAGGAAAUUCUGCCUUUAGCCAUGCACAACGCUAAAAAUGUCUUACUCAUGGCUGCAUUCCUCCUAUCUUGCACAUAUAAAUGUUAGUGCAAGUAUAUUAGGACUCUGGGGGAGGGGGGAGAUGUUUGAAAGUAAUGGGAAAAUGGAUUUGUAUAAAGUAUAAUUUUGCCCUCUUGAUAAAAGGAGACAGCAGAACAUUAUACAAAUUAUACUCUGGGGGGAGAUCAUUUCAUAUACAGGAAGGAGCAUGUGAGUAGUCCUGGUAUCGUAGAGUAGAUAUCUAGUCUUUGAAAUCUAAGCUGACAUUAGUGGUCGAAGAGCAUGGUAACCCAUCAGAUUAAAGGCAAGACACUCUCUCAGAUAAGGCCCCAAGUUGUGCAUUGUUUUCAUGUGAUCCAUUAGAGUACUAGAAUGGAAUUUAUGUAAUAUACGCAUAGUGUAAACUGCCAUAGUAAAAAGUAGAAAACUGCUCUAUUUAAAGGGCAUGCCUAUAGUUCUGACAUGUUGAGAUAAACGUGCCCUCCUUGGACCCUUAGGCAACAGUAACUUAAUAUAACAGCUGAAACCUGAGCCCACGUAUCGAAAUUGCUGUAAAAAAUGACCGUGAGAUGACAAACCGUUGACACGGCAACAGUCCUAAUUCGUUAAGGCUAUCGAUUAAUUUCAGCUAUAUCUUUCUCUUACACUGCCUUCCAGAUGAAUUCUAAAAACCUGUAUUUGAGCAUAUAGAAUGGUUUUAUUUUUUAACUAUUUCCUGGUACAUUUAAAGGGAUAAUGCAUUUAAAAGAAAGCGGACUCUGAAGCAGAAUCCAGUGUACAAGGGAAGUGCUUUAAUUUCUCAGCAAGUACUAGUUCUCCCUUACAAACAUUUUAGGGAGUGCUGUACGAAUUCCCCUACUCGCAACCAAUAUCAGCAGGGACCUGUUUAGUACGGAGUCUUCCAAGUCAUAUUGCUGUUGGCAGGCCAGUCGCACAGAUAACCCCUAACAACACUCUGUAAAUGUACAGUAUAUAGAAGGUAGGCACAGUCUACCAGUUCAGUGUUCAUUGUUUUACAAUCUCCAAUUGUUUGAAGAAAAUAUUUUAAUGUUUUUGAAAACUUGAAAAUGUACAUCGUCAUCUAAUGGUUUGCAUUUAUUUUUAUUUUUUUCUCCUUUGUUUUGUUUGUUAUGAAUGCAAGAUCAUUUGGGACAUCUGCUUUAUAGAAUUGCAUUACUGCAGGGUAGAUCAGAUGAUUUUAGAAAUACAUUAUAUAAAGCCCAGUGUUUUAAAUAACACUAGUUAUUUGUUAAUAUUUUUUUGUUGUUGUUGUUAAUGUAUUUUUCUUUGCAGACUCCCUGGUUUUGGGAUACACGACAGUGUUGGUACAACUAUCCUUACCAGGUAGUGUAUUCUAAGUUAUCUGUUAUCUGGAAACCACUGCCGGCCUAUCGGUCACAUUGAAUAGUUUGGCAUUUAAUGGGUGUAUAUGCUCCAAAUGUAUAGUUAAAAUAAUCUCUUCCCUCACAGGUGUAAACUGCAUUGCAUUCCUUUUCUAUUUGCUCUCUUUAUACUUAUUUGGUUACCUACAUAGAUGUAUUAUAGAAUAAAUUACUAUAUUGCAAAGUAUAUUUCUUGUUGUACAUUCGGCCAAAACUCUGGCUUUUUUUAUAAGGCAGGUAUGGCCGGGCAGUUCCCCGCUUCCUUCUGUAACUUCUUGUGUAGAGAAUUUUUUUGUUUCCCCUCUCUUUUUUACACAAAAGCAUUAGUGUGGUAAGGAGCUCAGUAGAUGAAAUUGUACAUUUUUUAAUUUAAAAUAAAAGCUUGCAUGUGUUUUAGCCUGUGUGUGUGUUCUGUAAUGCAUACAAACAGUAAGUUAAUACAUAUUUCAGAGCAUCUCCUAGCUAGCUUAUCCUUGGUUCAUAGGCGCAGCCAUCUUCACAUCUUCCUUGGUCAAGAGCACUAAUUUAAGAGACACUCCACUGCCCAAAUACAAAGUAAAUAAAAAUAAUUGUUUAGAGAUAUACCCCAAAUUAAAACAUGCAUGCAUUUAAUUAUGCAGUUUUUCAUUGGAGUUCUAUCUAAAACAGCUUGCAAAACUGCAGCUUUUUUGCCGGCUGCCUUUGCAAGCACUCUCCUUCUAACACCACUAAGACUUGUUGUGGCUGUCCAAUCACAGGCUUCCCAAUGCAGUUCAAUGAGAAGUCUUUGAAGGCGGGUGCUCUGGGCAAUCGCUGCCUCUAGAGUUCAAUGCAACUAAACUAAGCAAACCAGGACGUAACCGGGCCUGUUGUCUGCUUGAAAAACUUGAAAUCUGCACUUUUGCCAAAAUUAAGAAAUAAAGGAAAAAAAAGAGGACAAAUUCUUCACACAUUAAACUUUUCAGCAAGCUAAAGUGCUUUAGAUAACAUGCUGCCGACAACAUGACAGCUACUGUGUAUUAGCAAAUCCUGAUGUCAUAGACAAGUUCUCUGAACUCUUUUCCCCUUUCCAAACUGCACAUAGUUUUGGAAGACACAUGUAUAAUUUAUAAAACAAAAAUUACUAAUCGUUAAAGAGAGGUCCCAAAUUAAGCAAGUGCUGUACCUGCCAUACUAUGUUUCUACUAGUUAAAAAAAAAAAAAAAUAAUUUUUUAAAAGCACUGUUGCCAAGUGCCACAAUGUGGUUAAAUAUUUACCGCUCCAGAGAGAGCUGUUGUGUUUUGACAGUGAAGAUGGGGUAAUAUUUGAGUGUAUUGAUUUACAAAGUGCUGUACAUUUGUUAAUUGUCAUUGUUAGGAAGCAUAAAUAAACUGCAUUUGAGCAGCCUUUUAGCUUCUGUUAAACUGCCCGAGUUUAAAUUACAGAUGUAGGGAUACAGCGUGAUAAAGCGUUAUCAUUGCCGUUUUGCUCCGUGAAUCUUUUUUAGUUAUUUAAUGGUUAUUUAUGACUUUCCCCCUUUUAAGUAGCAGUGUGACUUUCCUAUUUAAAAGAAGCUUGUUACUCAAGACAAAGCCUCUAUGGUGUAAUGAUUGCUAGAAAUGAAAUUUCUAAUUAUUCAGUAGCAUAGUUCAUUCUUUUUUUUCUAAUUUUUAACUUGUUCAUUAAUUGGUUAAAUGUCAAGCUAAAAUAGCUUAAUUGGAAACCCUCUCCUGCUUAGCUGCUUUCACAAUUAUUUGACCCAUAUUGUUUCUUCACUAUUUAGUAUGUAAGCCUCCAGUGGUUCUGUUUUGUUACAUUGGUUUCUUAUUGCACCUGCCCAGUGCUUCCUUGAUAAAUCACGUGUUGCUUCUGGGAGAAUGAGUUGUGGAGAACUAUCUCAAGUGCAUUUUAUUUUAUUUUCAGCCGCUCACUUCGGGGGUAUACUACUAUUAUAUUACAGAACUGGCCUUUUAUUGGUCCCUGAUGUUCUCGCAGUUUACAGAUAUCAAACGCAAGGUAAGGAUGACAUCAUGAUAUAGGGACUUUUUUUUAUGAAUAAUUGUGUAGUACAUUGUUUAAGUACUGAAUGUCUAAUACAAUGGAGUUAACCAAUUGUGAUAUUAGGAAGUGGUACACAGGGCACCUUGACCUGUUAGAGGUUACUCUAAUGUAUUUUGGGAUGUUUUGAUGGAUAAAAUAAAAAUCCUGACCAGGCUCUGUUAAAAGGUGAAAAUACGUAUGCAUUCUCCAUGAUUUAGCAGCAGAAACCACUUCCGUUGUGAAAUUGCUGUGACUCGUGCAUCAGGGAACACUAGGAAUUAUCUCUAGCACCAGAACAUGUAGAGAAAGUUUAGUUCCUGUGCUGGAAACCUGUUGUGAAGAGCAGGAAACAAGUGCAUUUGGAAGCAGUAGAAUAGCACAUUAUGAAGAGAGGGUGUGAGUGACCUAAGGAAUUGGAAGUGACUGACCAAGCCCACCGGCCAUUGUAAGGGACUAUUGAAACGGUCAACUUGCUUAGUGGACCUAACCGUACACACUCUGUGACAGGCCUGUUUUAAUUCAUAAAGGGUACAGUGGUACCAUGAGCAUGUAUUUAGAUAUUUCCUUAUUUACAAAUCUGCAUAGCAGCUAUUGCUUUGCAUUUUCUUUCCUGUAGGUUAAGAAAUCCAUAAUAAUCAGUACUAUUACAUGUUGACAAAUGUAACCAUUGCAAUACGCUGUUUCCAACUUUGAAUUUGUCAUGUGUUUUUCAGAUGUUUUUUUUUUCUCCUUGUGAAUUAGGAACAUACAUUAUCAAUACUUAGUGCAGUUUCCUUUGGAAAAGCAUUCCAGGCAUUUUGUAAUAGAGUGUAGACAUUCACGUUGAGUGUUGUAGUCUAGGGAGCUGUGGGCGUGCACUGCCAAAGUGAAAUAGCUCUUUAAUUGCUAGACAGUUGUCUUUGGAAAGCAAAUUGCUUUCUGGGUUAACAUUUGAACGUGAUCCUAUAGACAGUGCGCAUCUUUGUUUAAAAAAAAAAAAAAGGCUUGGCGGCUUUAAAACUCUGAGAAUGUAUGAAUUAUUUUAAUUAUGAACAGAUCCAGUGUCCUAUUUGUUACCACUGCCACUAUGUAGAGAGUUUUAUUAAUAACUUUAAUAGUCUUGCUUUAUAAAAAGCAAUCACAACAAAUGUAAUAAAAAUAUAAAUCAAAUUUACCGUGAGAUUGUUUUUGUUGGGGGGAGGGGAUAUUUGGCUCCUAUUUCAUAUAUACUUUGGUAGGUAACUUAAAAAUGUAUCUGCUCGUGAUAAGCAAGUCAAGCUCUUUCCACUCAAUAAAUGUAUCAAUUUUAUGGAAAGAAAAUAAUUUCUAUAUAAUAUUUAUAUAGUAUAUAGUAUUUGAGUGGGAGAGUGCAGUCCCUUCUUGCUGAAUAAAAAAAAAAAACUUGUGUUUUUCGGACUCGUUGAGUACAGCAACCAAAGCUGUUAAAUCUUUGUGGUAAAACGAGUAUGAUGCUCUUUAUGCUGAUGUUCAUCGAAUAGCACAAUUCCUGCUUUCAAAACCCACAUUUUCUACUGCAUCAAGUCAUUAAUUUCAUGGAAUCCUGUUUCUAAAUUAUUAGCUUUGGCUCUUCCCUACACAGCUUUUAACACAAUUAGCGGUAAUUUAUUAUUAUUUUUUGUAAUAACAAUCUUGCUAAUAGCAUAUUUUUUCUUUGAUUUUCAUGGCAUGAAUGUGUUUUCUUAAUUUGCUUUAACCCUUGACGGAGGCAUUUAUCCAACUUCUGAAAUCAAAACAAAAUCUUGAAUUUCACCAUGUAAUUUUAUUUCUUUUAAAAAGGGCAGAUAGGGCUUUCAUUUAUUAUUCAAUAUGUAUACCUAACACAAUCUGUGAACAAAAUGGGAAAAUAAACUUUUUUUUCUUAACAUUUUUAUUAUUUUUACACAUCCAGUGCAACUAAAAAAAAACUGAAAAUAGACAUUAAUAUAUCAUUUUUGAUUGUUAAAUGCCUAAUAUGUCUAUUAUCUAAGUUAUCGUUUAGUAGUUAAUGCUGACAAACUUCCACACUAAUACUAUACCCACCAUAAUCCUUAUCCAAUGCUUACAUCAACUUCAACUCUAUAUCUACCCUAAUCUUACCCUUACUCGACACUAUCCCUAUCCCUAAAACUGUAUUAAAGGAACACUAUAGUCACCUAAACAACUUUGGCUUAAUGAAGCAGUGUUAGUGUAUAAAUCAUGCCUCUCAGGUUUUACUACUCAAUUCACUGUCAUUUAGGAGUUAAAUCACUUUGUUUCUGUUUAUGUUGCCCUUGUCACACCUCCACUGGCUAUGAUUGACACAGCCUGCAUAAAAAAAAAAAAAAAAAAAACUGGUUUAACUUGCAAUCAUAUGUAAUUUACCUUAAACAAUGUUAUCUCUUGCUCUGUAAAUUGAACUUUAAUCACAUACUGGAGGCUCUUGCUGGGUCUAGCAAGCUAUUAACAUAGCAGGGGAUAAUAAAAUCUAAAUUAAACAAUACUUGCAAUAAAGAGAGGAUAAACUUUAGAUGACUCUUUACAGGAAGUGUUUAGGAAGGCUGUGAACAUCACAUGCAGAGAGGUGUGACUAGGGCUGUGUACACAGUGAUUUAACUUCUAAAUGGCACAGAAUUGAGCAGUAAGGCUGCAGGGACAUGAUCUAUACAACAAAACAGCUUCAUUAAGCUAAAGUUAUUUUGGUGACUAGUGUCCCUUUAAGCAUGUCAUACUUGCAGUUGUGUUUAAAAAAAACAAGUUUGUCAGAUGGAAAAAAAAAAGGUGAUGAGAGCCUUGCUCAAGAGUUUGCUGUUAAUGCACCAUGUAGAUGUUUAUGGUCUGUUGGUUAAUGUAAAGUUGUUUUUAAGUGGAUGACUUGUUGUUGGAUAUCUGAGAUUCCACAUGAUGUUUUUCAGUAACUGAAAGCAAAGCCAUUUUUCUGUUAAUGCCACUUCAUAGAUGUCUAAUGGAUGUGCAAAUUGAAAUGGGAUUUCCCCAGCUGCCUGAGAGCAUUUUCACAAUAAUGAUAUUUUAAUAGGUGUAACCUGUGGCUGCUCUUUGCUUUGUACAUAGAUUUUAUACAAGAGAGUUUUUGAUUAAAGUGAAUCAGUUAUGUACACAUUCUGUGGAUAACAAGUGUAACCCAUACACAUGCUGGUAAUUUUGAUGUGACCGUGUACAGAUUAUAGGAUAUAUUUGCCAAGUUUUCAUCCUGUUAAAUUUCUUCAUGCACUGGUUUGGAAAUAGAAGCUGCGCAUGUUACACCCUACCUUCAAAUGGCAUUCAUUGUUUACCACAAUUCUUAGUGUGCAGAUUAUAUGCGUGGUUACAUAAGGUACAACUGUGUCAUUUGAUAAUGGAGCAUUAGUUUGUUGCGCCAUUGGAUCUCCUGUGGUGUUUUUUGAACACCACCACCUCUCUGCUGAGGUUUCAUGGAGUAUGUGUUUAUAUUUUGAGGUAAAAUGAUAGUCCAGGCACUCAAGUAGAUAGCAGAGCAGCAGCUUUUUGGGGGCAAACACACAGCAAUGUUUCAAGCUGACAAAGACCCGGUUGGGUCUAAACGUUGCUGUGUGUUUGCCCCAAUAAAGCUGCUGCUCUGCUAUUUACUGGAGUUCCUGGACCGUCGCUUCACUUUUUAUAUUCCAUGUGGAGUCUCGUCUGCCCCUGAUCCGGUGCACCGUGGUAGCCUGGUAAGUGUGGUAUCCUCCAAUCUACUAUCAUUUAUAUUUUGGGGUAUCUUUGGAUGUAUACUAAUCCAUCAUGAUGAUACUUGCUGUCCCAUUCUUACACAAAGGAUUCUGUCUCAUUCCAUUCCAGGCUUAGCCGAUGGCUACCACCAAACCAUGGGUGAUAAAUAAAUAUUCCAUGUUAAUGGAGAUCAGCAAUGUGCCAAGCCUAUAAAGAAUGAAUGGUUCCCCAACCCAAUACUCACAUGUGUGUACUUCUUCAUCUAUAUUUUUGAGCUUGUGAAAUUCCUUAUUCCACUGCUGCUUACACUACACAGCCACCUUACACGGUAACUUGUAACCUGAUCCUCGGAAACGCUGUAGUUAAGCAAAAGCAGAAAGGACAUAAAAAAUUGCCUGUCUGUGGUAUAUCUUUCAAUUUCCAAGGAGUUUAAUCAGAAAACACUACAGCUGCUUUCAUGUGGGUAAAGAAGGUAUUUUAACCUGGCAGUGUUUGGUGGAGUAAUAAUUAAUAACCAGCAUUGUGUGUGCAGUUAUUUGUUCACUGCAAUGUCUGUGCUGUCUGGUAGUGCAUGCAAUGCAUGUGCAAAGUCUGCAAUGCUCAAAUGGAAGACAGAGAUGGUGAAUGCUGGAUUACAAUCACAAAACCUGAUUUUAGUUCAUUACCUCUUGCUUUUUUGUCUUGUAUGGCAUCAUCAUAUUCACGGUAAAAUGGUACAAAGCAAUUAUUGACAAAUUUGGUUUAAUAGUGUUCUGAAGUGACAAGGACCUGCUCUCACAGUAGCUUGCCGUUUAGAAACAGAGCAGUCUCCUUUUAAAUCACCGGCUUUGCCCACUAUUAAUCUCUAACCAGUAAUGCCUGUGUUUUUGUUUGGGACAAGUAGAUAGAGGACUUUUAAGAUACAUUUUGCGAAUUCAAGUUGUUAAUGUCCAUGAUCUGAUUUGUUUGUUUCGCUGUUCGUAUGUGUUUUAAUCCUAAUUCAGUGUGUAGUUAUAGGUAGGUUUUAAUAAUAAUAGCAGUGAAACAUUGAUUUAGAUUUUUUUUUUUUUUUUUUAAAGUGAAGUAAAAAAAUAAAAGCCUUCUGUAAGCACACUAUUACAGUGAAUUGACUGAGAGGUCCCGGAAAGAGAGGUCUAUGUACAACUGUAUUUCAUGCACUUUUUUUUUUUUUUUUUUUAACUAAUAAAAGCUUAAUGGGCAACCAGCUAUCUCAACACGCUAUGUACCUAAGUAAUUGCUUCCAGUAAGUAUUCUCUUCUAACAAAUAUUGUAGGAUGACCGGAUGAUGAUGAGUCUGUAGCUGGCUUUGUGCAGUUUGGGAACCAGUAAGCCGGCGGGAAUAUCUGUUUCUACAGGAGCUAUAAGGGUAGAUCUCCAGCUUUAAAAAAGUGAACCUUUUUUUAAUUUGAAGGUGAAAAAAAAUCUAUCUACAGAUGGUACGCGCACCUCUGAAUCUUUCCUUUAAGAUGUCUCUAGGGCUACCCGGUUCUUAGUUUGAAGCUUCCUUCUUUGCUCCACAGACUCGCCCUUAAAGAAGUCAUAUCGGUUAACUGUUAGCUUUUCAUCCCUACACCUAAACCACUUUCAACACUGCAACUGAAAAAAUAAACUAAGCCUUCUUUGUAAACCCUUCUAGCAACCUAUUUUUCCAUUACAUGAAAUACAUCCGACUCUAACCUGUUGUGUAAUUUUACCUCACUCCACUUAGAAUGCAGGCUUGUUUGAGCAGGGCUCUCGGCACUUGUUUCUGUACUCCCAACUUGUCUUGUUGCAACUACUUGUUAGUCUGUUCUACAGCACUGUGGAAUUUGUUGGCACUUUAUAAAAAAAUUGUUAUAUUAUGUCUCUUACAAACCAUUCACCUGUUACCCACCACAGUAACCACAAUACAGGUACUGUAUUUGCUGCAAUUGCUCAUUUAUCAAUUGCAUAUCAUGCUUUGCUAAAGGAGUAUAGAAAUAGUGACCGGUUUCAAUUUGUUUAUUUACCCAUCUGCUGGCGAGGAAGUCAACGUGUCUGUAUUCUGGUAGAGGCUUGCACUGCUACUGAAGUGUGUCCAGUCAGAGACCGUUACGUAGAACAGAGGAAUGGUGUGUGGGGUAACUGUUGGUGUAACAUCGAACCUGAGAUCAGUCUAAUGCUGGAGGAGAUGGUAAUAUUUAGUUAACAUCUCCUUAACCCAGGGCUUGACAAAUUUGCUUGAAAUCUAGGAGCCAGCUAAAAAAAGAUAGGAGACAGAUUUUUAUUUUUUUUUUUAAACGUCAAAAAUAGAAUUCUUAAAGGGACACUAUAGUUAACAGAACCACUACAGCUUAAAGGACCACUCUAGGCACCCAGACCACUUCAGCUUAAUGAAGUGGUCUGGGUGCCAGGUCCAGCUAGGGUUAAACCCAUAAACAUAGCAGUUUCAGAGAAACUGCUAUGUUUAUAAAUGGGUUAAUCCAGCCUCCAAAUCCUCUAGUGGCUGUCUCAUUGACACCCGCUAGAGGCGCUUGCGUGCUUCUCACUGUGAAAAUCAGUGAGAACACGCAAGCGUCCAUAGGAAAGCAUUAUAAAUGCUUUCCUAUGAGACUGGCUGAAUGCACGCGCAGCCAGUCGAAAGGGAGGAGAGUUCCCCGUCUGGCGCGGUAAAAAUAAGUUUUUUUUGGGGGGGGUCCCAAGAGCCGGGCGGGAGGGAGUCCCUGAGGGUGGGGGCACCCUCAGGGCACUAUAGUGCCAGGAAAACGAGUAUGUUUUCCUGGCACUAUAGUGGUCCUUUAAUGUAGUUGUUCUGAAGUCUAUAUACUGUCCCUGCACGCUUUUCAAUGUAGACCCUGACUUUUCAGACUAAAGGUAUGGUUUACAUUGCGGUCUGGUAACACCUCUAGUGACAGUCAAUCUGACAACCUCUAGAAGUGCUUCCCGGGUCACAUUAAUGCUCCCCAUAGGGAUGUAUUGAUUCAAUGCAUCUCUGAGGAGAAGUUGAUUGCGCAGCAUGGUGUUUUGCCGCACAUGCGCAGUGGUCUGCCAAUGUUUUUCUAUGGAGAAGCAUUGGAUUGGCUGAGAUCAUCUAAAUUGAUGAUCUCAGCCAUGGAAGUGAGGCCAGCCACGGUGUCACCAGCACGGUGUUGGAAAAGGGGUGAGUAAAAACACAUUUACCUUGUUGUUUUGUUUUUAUUUUAUUUUUUGUGGGCAGGUCACCCAAACAAACACUCACUGACAGACACACUGAUUUGAUACGCACACCAACUAACAGACACACACACACUCACUGACAUACACACACACACACACAUAUACUCACUCACUGACAUACACACAAAUAUACUUACUCACUCACUGACAUACACACACAUAUACUCACUCACUGACAUACACACACACACAUAUACUCACUCACUCACUGACAUACACACACACAUACUCACUCCCUGACAUACACACUCACUUGCAAAUCAUAACUUUUAUAAUUUUAAAUCCACCCAGCCUCCCUACCUUUGAGAAAGCUGGAGUGGAUUAGCUUUUCCUGGGGAUCCAGUGGGGCUGCUGUGAUCUCCCUCAUGCGCCCUCCGGUGAUGCGGGGCCGGAAUGACGUCACUGGAGGGCGUGUGAGAGAGCAGAACAGGGAGAUUACAUUACUCCCUCACAGCCACACUCAUUCAGACGCCCGCUGCCUGCCUCCCUCCCUCCCUCCGCUCUCAAUGAGCAGACCACCUGCCUGCCUGUUAGCCUCAACCCUUCGUGAGCUGAUCCAACGCCUGGGAUUUGUCGAGCCCUGCCUUAACCAAUUAAAUAUUGAAUGUUAUAAAUGAUAUAUUUCUUGCUCUAGUAGAUGUUUAUAAGUUAAAGUGAAUCUGUACUCAUCCAUGAUGGCAUCAAUCAUUUUGGUGGACACGUGCUGACCAAGGUUCAUAGGAGUGUACACAACACAAGAGAUACUUAUUGUCUACCCUGCUCUACUGGGAGCUGUGUAAAAACAAAAAAAAAACCAAACAGAAUUGAAUUGGAUGCUGGAAUGUAUCCAUAGUUUCGUGCAGUGCCAUAAAUCAAUCUUGCAGAAGUGGUUUAACCAAUGGUUCACGUGUCAAUAGCCCAGGUUUUAUAGAUAUCCUUGUUUAUGGACCAUUGGUGAUAAUGUUGGAGGAGCGCAGAUGUAAAUACUGCACUAAAAACAAGCUAGUGAUGACCACAGUGCUAACAGUCUUUUUUGUUUGUUUUUUUUGUCCAACCCCCGUGCCUCCCUCCUCUCCACGCAAUCCCCUGUACUUAUUUUAUUCUAUAUCCCUGUACUUAUUAUAUUCUAUAUUGCACAGAUAACUGUAGGUUGUGAGUAAACAUGCUCAAAGUAGUUUGUUUACAAACUGGUUGUGUCUGAUGAAGGGAAAACACAAAUCCCUUUGGGAAUUUAACCCAGAUGAUGGAAAAGACCUGCUGUACAUAGGUAAAUUGGCUGUUAGAUUUCCCUGAGCUUUAUAGAUAGGAGCAGCUGUGAACACUGAGUAAAAAUAUUUAUUUUUAAUGUUUUCCUUUUAGUUUUGAUUACUGGAAAGUUCAGACCCCUUUGUGUGUUUUUAAAAGGAAAACAAAAAUAAACCCGUAUAAAUCCUAAAUGAAAUCCAGCGUCUACCAUGGUGAGAUACUCGUGAUAAUCUCAGAUUCCACCAGAGGCUUCUCAGAGAGGCAUUGUGGACCUAAAUGCAGUCGUCGUCCUCCACAAUAAAGAGCCUUUUGUACUGGUCUACUGUAUGUAUGUAGUCUUACAAAAUGUUGUAAUUCCUGUCCACUACGUGUUUAUGGGAAAUGUAUCUGAGCCCUCAGCCACAGUUCCAUUCAUCAGAUUUGACCUGCUAAAUGAGUGAAUAGCAACCUUAAUAUAGCUCAGAUCAGUUUAUUUACAGACCCAAUUUGUUUCAGUCACCCAUUUGAUGGUAUGUGCAUGCAGCUGCAACUGGGAGUCUAUCUAUGGAGCAGACGACUUGCUGUUUUUAAACAGCGCACAUAUUUAUAUAGCCAAAGAAGAAAUAGUUUCCUAAUCAGAGGUCUGACAGAAAGUGGCAGGCUUAUAUGUGUACUUUUGGCAAACCACUUCAGUUAUAUGCAGCUAUAUAUGACAGGGACUGGGUAGCUCUCUGUACCAUUAUCUAUGUAAGGAAUAUGUUACCAUGGCCAAACUACACAGAUAAUACAAAUAAGGGAGACUGCAAAAGGGGGAAACCAGGACCACAGUCUAAUACUUUUAAAGGGACACUAUAGUCAUCUGAACAACUUUAGCUUAAUGAAGCAGUUUUGUUGUAUAGAACAUGUCCCUGCAGCCUCACUGCUCAAUCCUCUGCCAUUUAGGAGUGAAAUCCAUUUGUUUAUGAACCCUAGUCACACCUCCCUGCAUGUGACUUGCACAGCCUUCCAUAAACACUUCCUGUAAAGAGAGCCCUAUUUAGGCUUUCUUUAUUGCAAGUUCUGUUUAAUUAAGAUUUUCUUAUCCCCUGCUAUGUUAAUAGCUUGCUAGACCCUGCAAGAGCCUCCUGUAUGUGAUUAAAGUUCAAUUUAGAGAUUGAGAUACAAUUAUUUAAGGUAAAUUACAUCUGUUUGAAAGUGAAACCAGUUUUUUUUUCAGGCAGGCUCUGUCAAUCAUAGCCAGGGGAGGUGUGGCUAGGGCUGCAUAAACAGAAACAAAGUGAUUUAACUCCUAUAUGACAGUGAAAUUGCAGGGGAAUGAUCUAUACACUAAAACUACUUUAUUUAGCUAAAGUAAUUUGGGUGACUAUAGUGUUCCUUUAAUUGCUGAGUGACUUCCUAUUUACUUGAGAGCUACCUGCAGACGCUGCAAUUAUUGACGUUUUGCAGCAAACGCAGUACACUUUAUUUUUAAGUUUGUGGUUUCUGUAUAUUUUUAAUAAAGCUGGAAAAAAGAGUGGAUAAUUGCAUCCUGGAGUAUCGCUAAAAGACUGACAAGCUAAAAUGCAGGGACAAUGAGUAUUUAUAAAUUAACUUGUGCAUACAGAUAGCAGUCGCUAAUAAAGUGGGGGAUACAAGGUCAGAAAGUGUAUAGACGAACACUACUAUGUUCUCACAUUGAUUAAUGUAGUAUAAGGCUAAUAAGUAGGUGGCUGCAUGUCAAUAAUUGUAGUAAUGAAGGGAUGUACAGCUCCUACUAAUCAGGUGGCUGCAUGUCAAUCAUUGUAGUAGUGAAGGGAUGGCCCACUAACCAGUACCACUGUUUUUUUUUUUUUUUGCCAGCGGCAAAGAGGUGUAAGCUAAAAUCUUAAUUUACGAAUACAGUUUUAUCAAGGUGUUCUAUGAAAUUGCAUGGCACCAUAGUCCUUCCCCAGAAAAUAAAAACCAGGUCUUAUAUUAAUCCCCCCGGGGAAACCGGGUAGUAUACACUUUCUCCGUUAACAUCAAGCUUGUGUUUUUUGUUCGUUGUUCCCCGGUUGGGAUCCAUCAGUAUAUUGCAAUGUAAGUUUUACUUUGUCAGAAAGCAAACGGCUUAACUACAAAUCAAGCAGAAUUCAUGACUUUGUAUGCAUCGAUAUUUUGGAGAGAAUAUGGAGAACACUGGAGGAGCAAGGGGGAGAAAAACAGUAGGCUCACAGAGCAAACAAAAUCCAAUUCGUAAAACAACCCUUAACCUAACCUACAUAUUGAACCUAACAUGUUGGUGUCUGUAUUGCUCUUUUAAUGCUUUAUUCUUCUUGCUCACCUGUUAGUGAGACAAUUACUGAACUUAACUGGGAUCUAACUGAAAUAAUUAUAUUUGAUUAAAAGUGUUAUCACAGUGCUAGCAAACUAACAUUAGUGUUUCGUUGUUUUUUUUAGGAUUUUCUUAUAAUGUUUAUUCACCAUUUGGCCACAGUUGGCCUCAUCUCCUUUUCUUAUGUCAAUAAUAUGGUGCGUGUUGGUACACUGGUCAUGUGCCUGCAUGAUGCCUCAGAUUUCUUGUUAGAGGUGAGUCCGCUUCCCAUUACAGCCAUUUACAAAAAACACAGUUUGAAUUUCACUAUUUACUUUUCCUUUUUGUUUCCCCAGUAUGUAUUGUCUUGUGCUAUCAUGACUUUGUACUCCAUUCUCUACAUCUAUUCUUUGAACGUUUGUGUUUUGUUCUUUCAGUGCGCUUUUUGUUUCAAUGUAAACCAUUUAACCUAGAGACAUAACUGUAGAACAAAGUGCUUUGGGAACAGAAAUAAUUAUAAAGCAGUUAUCACGGAAUGCUGAUGUCUAAUUAUCUGUAUAAAGUGUCCAAUAUGGGCCUUUUAAUGGUAGUUUCCCUAUUUGCAGCAUUACUGAAAUAAUAUAUGCAAGCACUUGCUAAAUCUCCCAGGUCCAAACUGCUGCACCCUUUCACUGCUUUCUGUAAUUACUUUUACUGUGAAUAUGGCUUUCUUUCUAAAGACUUUGUUUUUUUGUUUUUUUCCCUUUUAAUACUCAUGUUUUUUUAAAGGCUGCAAAACUGACAAAUUAUGCAAAGUACCAGCGGAUGUGUGAUGCAUUCUUCAUGUUCUUUGCAAUGGUGUUUGUUACCACACGGCUUGUCAUUUAUCCAUUAUGGUAAGACACACUAAAAUGUUUCAGCACUUUGUACUUGAUGUGUAUAUUUUCACAUAUUUGUUUUGAUACUGCCUGUUACAAGAGAUCUUUUUUGGUUUUAGGAUCUUGAACACAACGUUGCUUGAGAGCUGGGAACUUAUAGGACCAUAUCCCUCGUGGUGGCUGUUCAAUGGUCUUCUUCUGGUUUUGCAAGUUCUUCAUGUUAUCUGGUCUUACCUCAUCAUCCGUAUUGCAUACAAGGCCAUAAUGCGGGGCAAGGUACGCUUUCUGGAGAUGUUAUGUAUACAUUCUGUGGAUUUACCACAAGCUAUGUGUAAUAAUGGGAUUGAGUCUGACUGCUGGUCUUUCCUUCGAUUUUUCUAUUGGGUUAUACUAUGGCUUUUUCUUUUCUGACCCAAGUGAACUUGUUGAGGUAGGACUUUCAAUGUCUUUGCACUCUGCACCUCACUUUCUCUCCCUCCUUUUCUCUGUGUCAGGUUGGAACUGGAAAAUAUCACCCUUUGCCUGUAAGUGUUUAUCUGUGCUGCUUCCAUCAUUAUGAACAUCUUCCUUCUUGGUGCCCUUUCACCACUUGCAUGUUCAUUACCUUCAUACGCUCAAAUUCAUCAAUGCAGAUAAUACACCGUAAUGGGUGGCCACCAAGGUUCCAUAAAGGUUAUUGUGAUGUUUGAGACGUGCAUCGCUGAUGAAUCUGGGCCUUUGACGCCAUAUGCUCUUUUAUGCCUGAUCUGCUCUAAUGUUUGCGUACAUAUUCAAACCUGGCAUCACACAACAGCCUUUCCCUUUUGAGGUGCUAAAAAAUGUUCAUUUGCCAACAUCUCUGCUAGUAACCCUGUGGCAUGGGGGAACCAUUUUGGUCCUUUAAUGACACUAUGUAAUAAGGUAGAUCACUGGUACAGACUGCUGAAUAUGUGCUUUGCUAUGAGCCAUUUUAGUGCAAUAAAGGCCAAGGUAUGCUGUUGGGAAAUAUAUAAGAAAAUCUCUGUUCUGAACAGUAGAAAGCCAUGUGUUCUAGAGCUGAUUUCACAUUUAUAGCUAUCCCAUAUUUUGUGCGGGAUCCAGUGCCUUUUGCUGCAUGGAUGAAUACAAAAUAUGAAAGAAAGCCAAUGUUUGUACAAUAUCACAGGGGGUCAGGUGACUAGCUUUUUCCAUAUAUCACCAGUUCUCUUUUACAGGAAUUGUUUGUAUUACUUUUAAAAAAAUAAAAAAAUUUGCAAAAGAGAAAUGUGUGAUAUGGUUUAACCAAAAGCUCUAAUCGAUAGAACCGUGAACAAUCUGGAAGAGUUGGGAUAGAACCCAUCUUGCUUUAUUAUGGUCAUCUGAACUUGGGUUUCCAAGAUAUCUGAUGAUAUUGGAUAUGUAUUCUAAAAUUUGAAGUAUUUGGUGUAUAUCUGUUUCUAAUCAGCAGCAUUUCUUGCCUUGGGCACACAUGCACUGUGCAUCCCAUUUUCUUGUCUUCUCCAGCAGAUUGUGUUAUCUUUAUUAAUGGCACCGUAUAAUCUAUGCUGUUCGCUUAAAACAUGUUUUGAGAAGUUAGCUGGUUAGUCUGCUUUGAGAAUGUGCAAAUGUUAAGCCUUGAUGAGGUGAUCUGUCAAGUGCUGACCUACUAGCCGGGCUUCAAAGUUACUCACCACCACAAAUGUAUGCAAAAUCAUCAAGUAAAAAAUAGUAAUAUACUGGCGCUCUAUAAAAAACUAAAUUAUCACACAAUAUGUGGCAAUAAUAUUACAUUAGCUGCUAUAUCACCAUGUGUAAUCUUUCCAUAUACACUAAUCACAAACAAAAAUAACAAAAGGUGAAGCGCUACAUACAAAUUGAAGUCCAAUUCUUUAAGCUGUCACUCUUGUCGAUCAAUAUUUCUCUGAGUGGUAUGUGAAUCUUAUUCUAAAAAAGAAAUUAGAUACUCUUAGUGCAACACUGUAAAGAAAUUAUUAUCGGCAAUAAUAACCCUAUAUAUGGAACCACUCACAAAUUACUGAGCUUACAGCCAAGCUCAGGGGUAUGUGCCUUCAGGUCUGUAAAGGCGACCUUUCCCCUUCUUUUGUCUUCUUUUUUAGAAUAAGAUUCACAUACCACUCAGAGAAAUAUUGAUCGACAAGAGUGACAGCUUAAAGAAUUGGACUUCAAUUUGUAUGUAGCGCUUCACCUUUUGUUAUUUUUGUAUGCAAAAUCAUAACAAAACUUUUAUUUUAUUUUUUUAGCAGAGUUUUGUUUACUGCAUUAAUAAUGCAUACACCAUGCGAUAGUGUGUGAAUACAGAGCUGUGUUUUGUGGCUAGUCAUUGGGUGUGUGUCUGCAGGGAUAUCUGUACAUAUGUGUGUAGUGUCAGUGUGUGAAUGCAUAAAUCUAUAUGUUGAUCUCCACCGUCAUUCAAGCGUAAACACAUAGAUACACGAGCUGCUGAUAUAAUUUGCUGGAUUAUUUGUCUUCCUUUGGAGCAUUCGCUCCUGGUGUAGGAUUAGGGGGAUCUUGAAGUGCGGAGCGUCUGGCAUCUAUACUUCAUCUGAGGGGUUGACGAGGUUGCCUGAUGGAGCUCAGGUGGCGGUGGCCCUCCAUACAAUUUUGCAUCUGGGCUUCCUCCUUUAUUCAUCUGCACUCCUUCCUUGCUUUUUCUUGCCUUGUCCUACUGCUCGCUUCCCCCUCUCCCUCCUCCUCCCAUCUUCCUACCAGUUUUUUUUCUUUCUUUCUUUCUUUUCCAUCCCUUUUCUCCUUUUCCAUUUACCGGCUAUAGAAUAUUACAUAUUCUAUGUUUAUAUGUUCCUAUUCAAAUACAUAUUACGGUAUGGAUGUCUAAUGAGUUAAAAAGAACAGAUGGUAGUUUAUGGUAUUCUGUACCAUGAGGACUCUGGAAUGUGCUGUAUUGUGAGAUUGGGGGCAGGGUCCUUAUACGGGUAAUAUCCUUGUAUGGUCAGAGUUUAAUUUAAGUUAUGAUGUAAUUUUGCCAAUAAAGAACAGGAGACAAAAGACCACGUUCUCUUCUCCUACUCUUCGCUUUUCUCUCAGGGUGUGUCCCUGACUUGCUGAUACCAAGACGAAUAUAUCAAAGAUAUAUAUAUAUAUAUAUAUCUAUCUCUCUCUCUCUCUCUCUCUCUCUCUCUCUCUCUCUCUCUCUCUCUCUCAUAUAAAUGCAUAUAUUUUAUAAAGAACGUCAGAUUGCGUAUUAGUAAUUUUGGUUAAUAUAGACGUAUAUUAACAUGGCGUGCCUUUAACCCAAGAAGAUAUCUACAUAAAAGACUUAUUUCAAUUACCCUCGAAAACACAAAUCAAGAUAUUACACUGGCUCUGGUGUAAGGUUUUUUUGUUUUUAUCUAGGCAGAUCUUCAACUGUUAGGUGGCACGUUGUCCCUUUGAUUUCUGUUCUCCUCCAGGUCACCUUGUGAUGCUAGCUAGCUGUGUGGUCCACUGAAAUACAGUGCUUGAUAUUUUGUGUAUUGCUUAUUAGCAGUAUGAUGUCCAAAUUAUUAUGAUGAGGUUUGUUAGCACAUUCUUUAGAUUUAGUUUUGAGGAUUUUGGUGGAUUAAUGUUUGUUCCAAUUGCUUUGAUCUGAAUGUUACUUUUGUCUAAACCCCCCCCACCCCCCCCCCACCCCCACAUAUUUAACGUAAAUUGUGUGUAUAGACAGAGAGCAGCCUUCAUAAGUGUUGGGCAGACUAGAUGGGUCGAAUGGUUAUCAUCUGCCGUCACAUUCUAUGUUUCUAUGAAAGGGUUAAUUCUGCUCUACUGUGAGGAGCAGCACUGGAUAACGCAGCAAGUGUAGACCAGAUAGAAGUGAUUUGUAAUGUCAAGAAGAUGAAACCUAGAGCGGAAGUGUUGAUAGCUGAUGCACUGUUCCCUGUAAGGCAGAAAGUUUAGCUGGAACUCUUACAGACUUUAGGUGAAGCUCCCUCGCCAGGGCUCAAUAUCCACUCGCAACAUUUUUCAUACCUGUGCAACACCUUUCAUUACAGUAUCCAAAAGUAAACUUGUCAACUAGACUGUGCAGACAAGCUUGUCCAACAUAAAGUGAUCUGGAUAUUUUAGAAUUGAUUCUUAGAUUAGCCAUAACAAAAUAGGUUUCAGGUUGGUAAUGAAUUAAAUUGGCAUUUAUUUCAUGUGAGAACCCUAGGUAUAAGUAGAACUAUGUGGAUUGUUUCACCAAGAAAAUGAUAGGUAGUUUUUGUUUUUUUACUGCCAUGUGGUAAUUCUAAUGGGAAAAGGUUAAGUUUUAAGUGGCAUUUUUAACACUGAAAAUCAUCUCCUCUAGAAGCAGAAAUACAGCACCGUGUAGCCUUUAUGGACUCAAGCAGGGAGGGACAUCAAAAGGAUACUUAGGUGCCUCUAUUAGAGUACUGCAAUUUGUCAUGUUUAUUUUUUUAAUGUGUUUACCUUUCUAUCAGACGCUUUACAUUUAAAGAGUCACUGUCACCCCCAUUCCUCAUAGGUAUUUCAUAUUUUUAUUAAAGGAUCACUAUAGUGUCAAGAAAACAAAGCGGUUUUCCUAACACUAUAGUGCCCUCAGGGUCCCCCUCCUGUGGCGCUAAAGGGGUUAAAAACUCUUCAGCCACUUACUUUAAUCCGGCGCUGGUGACCUCUCCUCUCCGUCCGACAUCACUGGAGCCAAAUGCGCAAGUGCCGCUCACGCAUUCGAAGUUUCCAUAGGAGAGCAUUUCUCAAUGCUUUCCUAUGGACGCUCUGCGCGAGGGAGGCGAAAUUGUGAAGGGUUAAAACCUGAGGGACCUGGCACCCAGACCACUUCAUUGAGCUGAAGUAGUCUGGGUGACUGUAGUGUCCCUUUAAAUACUCAUUGACUGUGUUGGGAUUUCAGUGAAAUUCCAACACAGUCAAGAGAUCUACUGAGGGGUAAAUCUCCAUAGACCUCAAUGCUGUAUUCUCAGCAGUGACUACUACUGGUUACAGAGGACCCGCCGGAAGAAGGCCUGUAGCCUGUCAAUUCCGCCAUUGAACCCCCAAAUUCUGCAAAGUCUCCAGAUGGUGUCAGUGCCGCUUUAACUGUAGAUAACAAAAAUCUAGUAUUGAGGAAUUCCAGCUUCACAUGGGGCUGAGACUGUUCCUGCAAAAUGUUUCUACUCCUGCAUUGUAACUUUAUAAAGGCCUUAUUCAUAGGAGUUCUCACAAGGACACAGUUUGACUUUUCAUUAACCAGUUUCUCGUAUUUCAUUUUGAUGUUUUAUCAGUGCUGGUAGCUCAGUACAUUAUUUUUAUAUUCUAACCAGUCUAAAUUCCUUACAGCACAUGUUCAUUAUGAAACAAAACGGCCUAUAGAUAGAGAAUGGAUAUGACCCAGGAAAUCUAUUUUUGUUUUCUUCUUAAACAAACACUUUGAACACCAUAACCACUAUAGCUUGCACCAUAAACCCAUGCAAAGGGUAUUGGUGUUUAUGGGGUUUGGAAUAGCCAUUUAAUUCUUUCCUAUGCAAACGUGUGCAAUAAAAUCUAUUUAGCAGUCAGCUGGAAAAGUACAAUGGAUGCUUCUACUAAGCUCGUUUUUUUUCAGAUUUUACCGGUUUUCCCAUUCAAGGCUUCUGCAUUUCUUUCAGUGUAAUCUAAACCGUGCCAAAAGCUCAAUUAGCUGAAAGGAACCUAAAUUAUGUGGACUUGCAUUAUGUGGUUCAAUAUUCUGUCAUUCUAUUAAUUUACUACUGGCUGCUUGUGUGCAUUUGGAUUUGAGGUUUCUAACGUCUGUCUUACUGCUUGCCUUGACACGAUUUUUGUUAACUUUUCUUUGUGUCUGAAUUAUUCUCUGCCUUAACCAAAAGAAUAAAAAUUUAAAAGGAAACAGGAAGUGUAUUAAGUAGAGAAAACAGUAAAUCACCCUGUGGAGCAGGAUAUCCUCCCACAAUUCCAAACAGGUGUUCUAUAUAAAUUGACUGCUUGGCAUGCGUCAACUACAACAAGUUUUGCUUUUACUCUUGAAGGAAUUUGUUUUAUCUAUGUUUUAGGGAUAUUGGUAUAGAGCUGAGAGAUGUUAGGAACAUGUUAAUAAAUUGCCCAUUUGUGGUACACGCAUCCUGUAUUUAAUCAUUACCUGUUUAAUUUCAGAAUGCGAUGGUAUGUGCUGCAAAGUGUUAAUGUUCUGUGGGUACUUCUUUAAUGAAAUGUUGAUAUUGGUUAUUUACCAGAGGCUCCAAAUUAUAGUCAAUUAGAAAAACACUGAAUAGCAGAUUGUAGGCCAAAAUAGCAGAUCUGAAAACAUUCUUAAACUCUACUAAAGUCACAGCUUGGCUAGUUUAGCCUCUGUUUGGCCAGUCAUAUUUUAAUUUAAUACAGCUUGGAGUUUACUGGAUUAUCCCUCAAAGGGUGAAAAAAAAUCCAUUACUGGUUGUAUGCGGUUUAAAAAUUUAACUCUAAUAAAAGCCCAUGUUAAUUAUUCCUCCUUGAAUUUCACUGUUCCAUUGUCACUGACACGUUUGUGCUUAAAAGGUAGGAAACCCUCUGAUAUAGGCCAGUAGCCUUAUAGAAGCAGAGAGCUCUUAUUAAAGCCGUGUAGGUGUGAGAUAGUAGUAUAUAGAUAGCGGUUUAUAAACCUUCUUUAUUGACUUGGAUCACUAUAUCAUUGAAACUCUUUGGCUAGGAUCAUGGGACCAAAGGUCCACAAUAUUCCAGUGUAAUAAAGUAUAAGAGAAAUUGAACUUGGUAGAUCAAAGGACAUUUUCAGACCAGAUCAAUAUCCUUUCUUAAUCCCUAAUAGUUUGUCUGGAAUAAAGUCCAUUGACUCUCCACGUGGCUGGCUGUUUUACACAGAUUAAAUGAUACUGAAAAACGGGGCAUUUAUUUUUAGUGAGAUUUGUACAAUUCUUGGUGGUGAAGAAGGUAAGUGGGAGAGAAGCUGGAGUGCUGUUAUAAGAGAACCCAGCCAGGUGUUGACAACAAUAGCAUGAAAAGGGACCAUAUUGCUUUAGAAGAAAGACAGACCAAGAGGAGCAGUGGGGGGAAACCCUCAGGAUUAAUGUGCAAACGUAAUCAAGAGCCCAAUUCUCAUAUAUGGAAGAUAAAUUGAAUGGUAAACACAAUUGAUGACUGUAUCACAGAAUUGCCCUAAGCCAUUGUUAGGGAAAUGAAAUGGUAAAGGUUUGUUGCUUAAAAUGGGAAAGCACCAUGUGCUGAUAUCCAAGCUUUAUUAAAAGCACUGUGCUUAGGGGCAACCAGUAGGUGACUGAUUUUGGAACUCUAACUCUUCUAAUUUUUCCUAUAAAAAUGUGGAUAAGAAUCAAUUUGUGUAAUUUGGCUGUUCUCUUAAAAACACAUCAACAAUUUAUCUUUAUUUUUUAGCAGAGCCUUAUCUAUAGCCCAGUUAACCCGUAAGAUCUAUUCCUCUAGUAAAUACAUUAUUUAAACUGGCCUGUAAUUCCACAUCUCUGCGUACAUAUUUUAAGGGCUUCAGUCUUGUCGUUUUUUUUUGUUUUGUUUUUUUAAACACUUCUUCCUGCACACAUUCUGUUAGAUGUUUCUUGAAUUUUGUGUAAUGUUUUAAUGCCCAUUUGGACUCAUCUACAGACUUACACUCAGUAUUAUGUUGAGGUUUUAAUUUGAUCUAAAAAUGCUGUCACUUCUUUGGCAGUCUUAAAUAAGGCUUCAUUGCUUCUAUUUAGCUCAAUCUGCAGGUGAACCUUCUCUUGUAGGAGUUUAGAGUGUGAUGGAACGUUAUAGAGAAUAAAUGUACAUUGUACACCAGUUCAUUAGUAAUUAGCAUGCUAUCAGGAUCCAGGGGCUGCAGGGACUCAAUCAUUUACUUGAAUGUCUUCAAGUCAAAGCCUACAGUUAACCACUAAAUCCAUUUUAAGAUUAAUUUGAUAUACAUAUUUUUUUGGCAGGUAUUGAAAGACGAUCGAAGUGAUGUAGAAAGCAGUUCAGAAGACGAAGAUGCUGCAUUAAAUGGCACUAAAGCAAUCCACAACAUGUCCAGCAAUGGAGCAAACCGGGUGAAUGGCCAUGCAGCAAGUGGCCAGUGGGUGGAAGAAUGAGUCUAUAGAUGAACCUCCAGGAGAUGAGCGAAUGUGUCCUCACAAAACCAGUCCUGAACUCUUUUUAGACCCAGACACCCCUGGAGGGUGAAGCACUUGGUUACGUUGCAUUGGGUGAAUGUGAGAUUUUAUCCCAGUCUGUACUUGAUUUUUUUGCUCCACUGAGUAUGGAUUAAGAUUCUGUUCCGGGUCAGAACCAAAUGUCUUUCCGAUGCCAUCUGCCCUCCGUGCACGCACUGCAAACUUGACCUUUCUGAUAAACCUGCACAUCGCAAUAGACUGUGCAUCAACAAUCCUUCACAUGGCUCACCCAUUCUGCAAAAAUGACUGCUGUGUGCUAUAGCAGAGGCAGGGAGAUUGAGAUGGAUACUAGCAGAGUCUGGUAACCAUGCAAUGUUUGUUGUUGCUAGCAGCUCACCGGGCCAUCAUCAGAUCUUUGUGUUCAGUGUGAAUGAAGAAAGUCAAUACAGAAACGGGCCCGGAUGUUCUCCCACUUUUGUUCCAGGUACAAUGACUGGGAGCCCAUACACGAGUCAUUUGGAAAAUCUGAUCAGAUGUGUGCGCCUUUAUGUAAUAUUUUAUAUAAUUGUUUACUUCAGUCUGUGAAAAAAAAAAUAAUUAAAAAAAAAAAAAAGAGAGAAAAAAAAUGCUGGGUAUGUUUUUGAGGUUUCCUUUUACCCGUUUAUGUGAUC